AGAAAAUGAAAAGAAAAACAAAAAGAUAGGGGAGUGUGAAUGAGAAAAAGCGACGAGAAGAGAGGAGAGGAGAGGAGAGAAGAGAUGAUAUUAUGAUGUGUGGGUGGCACGGCGCUCUCAUUGAUUCUCAUCUUUAUUUAUUGAGACACUAUAAAGAGAAGCAAUGACACCAAUUCUCAUUCCCCCUCACUUUUGGGUUCAAAGUGAUUGCUGACUCCUUUUAUUUCCUUUGCACAACACAACAUAUACACGUUCGCCAAUACCCAUAUCCUUAUAUCCUAUUCUCUUGUCUCUGUCCCCUCUUCUUUCCUUCCCCGUAACCUCUCUUAUGGAAACUCAACAACAACAACCCAUCAAGUCUAGGUUCAGACGCAUCUGUGUUUACUGUGGUAGCAGCCCCGGAAAAAAUCCCAGCUACCAACUCGCUGCUAUUCAACUCGGAAAACAACUGGUGGAGAGGAACAUUGACUUGGUUUAUGGAGGAGGAAGCAUUGGAUUGAUGGGUCUAAUAUCACAAGUUGUGUAUGAUGGGGGACGCCACGUGUUAGGAGUGAUACCCAAGACACUUAUGCCAAGAGAGAUAACUGGAGAGACAGUAGGAGAAGUAAGAGCUGUAUCAGGAAUGCACCAACGCAAGGCUGAAAUGGCCCGACAAGCAGAUGCAUUUAUCGCCCUGCCAGGUGGAUAUGGCACCCUUGAAGAACUAUUGGAAAUUAUCACCUGGGCUCAACUAGGUAUCCACGAUAAACCGGUGGGGUUGUUGAACGUGGAUGGGUACUACAACUCGCUGCUGGCAUUCAUGGACAAAGCUGUGGACGAAGGUUUUGUAACACCAGCUGCCCGUCACAUUAUUGUUUCUGCCCAAACUGCCCAAGACCUCAUGUGCAAGCUCGAGGAAUAUGUCCCCGAGCACUGUGGCGUGGCCCCCAAGCUAAGUUGGGAGAUGGAGCAACAGUUAGUUAACACUGCAAAGUCAGAUAUUUCUCGUUGACUAAACCCACUCUUCUACAAACACACACACACUAAUGCUGAUUCUGAUGCACCAUCAAGGACCCCAGAUUUAGUUUAUUUGUAUAAGCUAUAACCUCAACCCCC
Molecule: messenger RNA, 1095 nt
Organism: Abrus precatorius (Indian licorice)
Lineage: Eukaryota; Viridiplantae; Streptophyta; Magnoliopsida; Fabales; Fabaceae
Product: cytokinin riboside 5'-monophosphate phosphoribohydrolase LOG1-like
Exons: 7
Coding region: 329-991 (220 amino acids)
Biological process (GO): cytokinin biosynthetic process
Cellular component (GO): nucleus; cytosol
Molecular function (GO): hydrolase activity, hydrolyzing N-glycosyl compounds
Source: RefSeq, a predicted model, not a curated record